UGGAGCUGUGGGGUCGAGGGGCGGCGCCCUGGGGUCGCGAGCAGAACCACCCGGGGCGAGAUCCUGCCUGACCCCGCCGAGUGCAGCCCCCGGCCCUGCUCCUUACUGGCCAGCAUGUCCUUCGUCGCGGUGUCCGAGGAUUCUGACUUCCCCAUCCACAACCUGCCCUACGGCGUCUUUUCCACCGCAGGCAACCCAAGGCCGAGGAUCGGUGUGGCCAUUGGCGACCAGAUCCUGGACCUCAGUGUCAUUAAGCACCUCUUCACCGGGCCUGUCCUCUCCAAACACCAGGAUGUCUUCGAUCAGGUAGGGCUCCAUGCCACGUCGUGGCUGCUGGAUUUAUUACAAAUGACACCAGGAAGAUGCUCUUUCCCUCCCAUUUCGGAUAAGAGAUACGUCCCGCACGGCAAUGCCUACCAUCGCUUCACCCCCAGGAUGCUGACAUUCAUCCCCGAGGACCCCUCACGCUGCAGGGCUCUGCAUGCUUUCUUUGUAGGCCCUGGGAACAACUUCGGAGAGCCGAUCCCCAUCUCCAGGGCCCAUGAGCACAUUUUUGGAAUGGUCCUUAUGAACGACUGGAGUGCUCGGGACAUUCAGAAGUGGGAGUAUGUCCCUCUUGGGCCAUUCCUUGGGAAGAGUUUUGGAACCACCAUCUCUCCAUGGGUGGUGCCCAUGGAGGCCCUCAUGCCCUUUGCCGUGCCCAACCCGGAGCAGGACCCCAAGCCCCUGCCGUAUCUCCGUCACGACCGGCCCUACACGUUCGACAUUAACCUCUCUGUCACUCUGAAAGGUACUGUCGUGGAGCUGGAGGGUGUGUCCAUGGCUCGCACGGUUGGGAAACAGAACAGCAAGUACAUGUACUGGACGAUACUCCAGCAGCUGACCCACCACACCGUCAAUGGCUGCAACCUGCGCCCAGGGGACCUGCUGGCUUCUGGAACCAUCAGCGGGCCGGAGCCAGAGAGCUUUGGCUCCAUGCUGGAGCUGUCGUGGAGGGGAACGAAGGCCAUCGAGCUGGGGAACGGACAGACCAGGAAGUUUCUGCUGGACGGCGAUGAAGUCAUCAUAACAGGGCACUGCCAGGGAGAUGGGUACCGCGUCGGCUUUGGCCAGUGUGCUGGAAAAGUGCUGCCCGCUCUCUCGCCCGCGUGACCUUCUCUGCAUUGCUGGAUGCAAGGAGCUCCCCGUCCCCCCACCUGGGGCGUUAGCGGCCGUCUGUGCGGCUGUGAGCCUGGUUCCUCAUGCUGGGUAAAUAAAGCCAUUGUGCUUGGCCUUCACGCUCUACGCCCUGUGCUGUCGUGGUGUGUGAGGUCCCCGCACGCUCUGGAUUUGAUCCGGAAGGUCCUGGAGAGACCCUCACUUGUCUCGUUCUCAUGAGUGGUGCUCAUCACACGUCCUUCCCGUCA
Messenger RNA from Ailuropoda melanoleuca (giant panda), 1406 nucleotides. RefSeq names its product fumarylacetoacetate hydrolase (gene FAH). Gene Ontology annotation, biological process: L-tyrosine catabolic process; homogentisate catabolic process; L-phenylalanine catabolic process. Gene Ontology annotation, molecular function: fumarylacetoacetase activity. The record is from RefSeq and is a predicted model, not a curated record. The transcript is spliced from 10 exons. Lineage: Eukaryota; Metazoa; Chordata; Mammalia; Carnivora; Ursidae. Bases 115 to 1152 code for a protein of 345 amino acids.